AUGUCUAGUCAGAACUAUAGCACCGUGUCUGAAUUUAUCCUCUUUGGCUUCUCGGCCUUCCCGCAGCAACUCCUGCCUGCCUUCUUUCUGCUGUACCUCUUGAUGUACCUGUUCACAUUGCUGGGGAACCUGCUCAUCAUGGUCACAAUCUGGACUGAACACAGACUCCACACGCCCAUGUACCUCUUCUUGUGUGCCCUCUCCAUCUCUGAGAUUCUGUUCACAGUCGCCAUCACCCCUCGCAUGCUGUCUGAUCUGCUCUCCACCCGUCGCUCCAUCAGCUUUGUGGCCUGUGCCAACCAGAUGUUCUUCUCCUUCAUGUUCGGCUUCACCCACUCCUUCCUGCUCAUGAUCAUGGGCUACGACCGCUAUGUGGCCAUCUGCCACCCCCUGCACUACCAUGUGCUCAUGAGCCCCCGUGACUGUGCCCGUCUUGUGGCCUGGACCUGGGCUGGUGGCUCCAUCAUGGGGAUGAUGGUGACAUCGAUAGUUUUUCACCUCAGCUUCUGUGGGUCUAAUGUGAUCCACCAUUUUUUAUGCCAUGUUCUUUCCCUCUUGAAGUUGGCCUGUGGGGACACGAUAUCUUCUGUCACCAUGGGUGUGAUCCUGGUGUGUGUCACAGCCCUGAUAGGCUGUCUGUUCCUCAUCAUCCUCUCCUAUGUCUUCAUUGUGGCUGCCAUCUUGAGGAUCCCCUCUGCUGAGGGCCGGCAUAAGACCUUCUCCACAUGUGUUUCCCAUCUGACAGUGGUGGUUGUGCACUAUGGCUUUGCUUCCAUCAUCUACCUCAAGCCCAAGGGCUUCCAUUCUACGUACAGUGACACCCUGAUGGCCACCACCUACACAGUCUUCACUCCCUUCCUUAGCCCAAUUAUUUUCAGCCUAAGGAACAAGGAGCUGAAGAGUGCCAUAAACGAAAGCUUCCACAGAAAAUUCUGUUCUGUAAACUCCCAAUGGCCAGUUUGGUGGUGGUGA
Otolemur garnettii (small-eared galago) is the source of this 972-nucleotide messenger RNA. RefSeq names its product olfactory receptor 10H4. Lineage: Eukaryota; Metazoa; Chordata; Mammalia; Primates; Galagidae. The transcript has a single exon. Gene Ontology annotation, cellular component: membrane. The coding region runs from base 1 to 972 and encodes 323 amino acids. Gene Ontology annotation, molecular function: olfactory receptor activity; G protein-coupled receptor activity. The record is from RefSeq and is a predicted model, not a curated record. Gene Ontology annotation, biological process: G protein-coupled receptor signaling pathway.